GUUAGGCCAUGGCUCAUCUGGAGAUGCAAGAUUACUGUCGGCAUUGGUUCGGGCCUUUUCCUGUCGCCUUGCUGGUACGUAUGUGGCAUACCAACGUGCACCACACGACGUAUUGCGAGGAAUCCACAGCAUUUCCGAUGCAUGCAUCUCUCAUCUGGAGAAACGUGGAUGCUCCACUUGGGCAACAAGAUGCAGACUCCUCAGCCGUGUGCGAGUGGCAGGUCUACCGAUCCUGGUCUUCUUCAUAGAAGGCAGUCCUCGUGGAGCUGGCCCGGCAUCCGGCCACGUAAUUUCCUCGACAGCACACAUGUACUGAGCAACGUGUGGGGGAGCGCCAAACCGGCCCUUUGACGAGACCUUAGGAAGCCGCAGCUCCAGUCCAUCUUUCGCGCAGGUAGGCCCUGAUAUAAACCCUGCAGGUUAUCUGCACGGAACCUCUAGAACAUUUCCCAGAGUUCCAUGUGCCCCGAGCACCG
This is a messenger RNA of Exserohilum turcica Et28A, 476 nucleotides long. RefSeq lists its product as uncharacterized. Lineage: Eukaryota; Fungi; Ascomycota; Dothideomycetes; Pleosporales; Pleosporaceae. The transcript is spliced from 2 exons. The record is from RefSeq and is a predicted model, not a curated record. Bases 9 to 248 code for a protein of 79 amino acids.